Molecule: messenger RNA, 2657 nt
Organism: Cygnus olor (mute swan)
Lineage: Eukaryota; Metazoa; Chordata; Aves; Anseriformes; Anatidae
Product: UPF0488 protein C8orf33 homolog
Exons: 6
Coding region: 332-1384 (350 amino acids)
Source: RefSeq, a predicted model, not a curated record
GGCGGGCCGGCGGAGCCGGAGCCGGGUUCGGGUCGCGUGGGGAGCCCCGCACGGCUUCUGCGGGGUGCUGGGAAGGGCUCGCCUGGCGCUUGGGGCCGCCCGGGAGUUUCCUUCGUUUUCCUCGGUCGCCUCGUUAUUCUUGUGGGGCAGCUUGCAGGAUGAGCUGGAGCGGUGCGUUUUGCAGACACAUCUGCUGUGCCUCAGCCCAACCCCAACAGGAGACACAAAAACUGGUGAUGUGGAAGUACAACAAGGCAGUGGACAGGCUUCGGAUGGUGUGGCAUACGGGAAACAGUCUGACCAAAUCUCUGAGGCAAAACCAAAGUGGUCCAUGUCAUCUGACAACAACUUCCGAUUUGAUUUUACACUUCCUGAGACAGAUCCAGAAGCAACUGGUGCACCUUUGGAAGCAGUCCCUGGUGUUGGUGGUGCUGAGCAGAUACAAACCAAUGUGAGAGCCACUGAGCGGGAGAACUGGAGUGGGGCUCUGCGUUUUGUUGCCUCUGGGCAUGAACCCAAAUUUGCCUUCAACUUUGCCAUCCCAGAUGAAGACUGUCCUCCGGUCCCAUUAGUUCCAGCAAGCCAACAUGCAGAGGGUACGGCAGAUCAUGAAGUGCUGGGUAGUGCAUUGCCUACUGAAUCAGCGGAGGUGCUGCAGGUUACAGCCUUGCAGAAGCCUGAGUUGGCUCAAACUGCAGGUAGUCCACCCAAAGAGGACAAAAGCCACCCCACAUUGAAGAUCCCCAAACCAGAGAGUGCUCCUGGAGAUAAAACAGUGAUGGAGAAAUCAACAUCAGAUGGAGCUACACAGAAGAAGAAAAAGAAGAAGAAACAAAAACCUUCUGUCAGUAAAAAGGAGACAGAAGAAACUGAGGUCAUCAGGAAGACGAAGACAGAAGCUAAUGGAUGCCAGAAUAAAGAUGCAUCCCACCAGGAUGAGACUUUGCAGCAGUCAGACGACCAGCUGUGGAAGGAGGUGGACUGGUGUGUGGAGCAACUGGAGCUUGGCCUGAAGACACAGAAAUCCACUCCAAAGCAAGCCGAGGAGGCUCUCCGUGCAAUCAAGACACUGCGCAAUGACAAGGCUCCACUGGUGAAGAAGCGUCAAGUCAUGAGAACCCUUUUUGGAGACUACAGGAAGAAGAUGGAGGAGGAGCGGUGCAAACAGCUGAAGCUCAUGCAAGCAGCUGCAAAAUCUGCCAGGAUCAUGGAAGUGAAUGAAAGCAUCCGCAACAAGAACUGCCAGGUCAUCAGGAAGCGCUCUGGAGUGUGUAGGAAAAGCCAAGAUUCAGCAGGAUCCCCUUCAGAGUCACCCGGGACACUUAAUACUGGCUCAUUCAGAUUCACAACUUCCCAAGAAGAGUUUCGCUUUAAUUUCUUCUAAGAAAGUAUCUUAGAUUAAAACUGUGGGUAGAAAACUGUGCCAGAUCUCCCAUAAACUUGAAAAGGAUGCUGUGCAGUAGAAAAUGUUUUGCAAGAAUCUCUGUAUUUCCUGAGGAAAAGAUUCUCUUUCAGAGUGCCUUUAGACAAAACGGAUCCGCCAACUAUAUGCAUGGACCCCAAGCCUCAAUUCUACACUGCAGUCCUCUAUUCUCACAGUGUAGAAAGGCACCUUUACAAAGGUGCCUCUGGAAGGAAUUGGUUUCCUUCCUGCAGAAUUGACAUUAACCUAAGAACGUCUUUUAUACUGGGAGAUUUUCCCAUUCUCCUGUUGCUUUUGAUUAAAGCAGACCUUUUAUAGCAGAUGAGGAAGCAAUUUGUACAAAAGGGAGUGCUCUGUAAUGAAGAUCCAGCUUCUGUGAGGAAAAAGGAGAAAAGGCAGUGUAAGCGCACUGGAUAUCUGAGUGCUUCCACGUAACACCUGUGUGAAUGCAGCUCCUGGUACUGAGGAAACACAGGGCAGUAUGUAUAGAUAAUCGCUGCCAUCUACAGAGCACAAAAGUUCAGGAUCUUGGAGGAACAUGAGUGAGAAUCAUCCUUGCUCAUUCAUCUGUUUAAUUGACAGGUGUUGACUUAAAAGAGAACUGUAAAUGCUGAUUUAAUCCAGCUUAGGGAUGUUAGGGCAGUUGUUGCCAGACAGGGAAAGAUUUUUGUUUCUGAAAUCAUACUCUUGUCACUUAGGAAGGAUGAACAAUCGGUUCUUUAAAAACAAACAAACAAACAAAAACCCACCAACUUUACUUUGUAAGUAGCCCAGUUACAAACAGCCGUGACUCAGAGGAUAAAUCAGCUGUAUGCUAAACCUUGGGUGGCAGUGAAAUGAACUGUGAGAGCCCAGAGGUUCUCUUGCAUUUGAUUUGUAUUAAAUUUUUGCUUUAUGGACAGUUGAAUGUAUGUCUCCAGUGUCUUGAGACUGCUUCAGCUAAUGAACCGGUCUCCUGUGUUCAUGCAGAAAAUCUUCACCACUCAGCCUAAAAAAGCUGAAGGAACAGAAGUUCUUAAAAAGGAAACAUGGUAUCAGGUGUCCCUAGCGUGCAGUGCUUUCCUUCCUUUUUAUAGUCCAGUCAGUCAUCCUGCAUGAGAAGCAAGACAUAGAAGUGUAGGCAGAUUCCAAGGUGUGCUGAGAGCAACUGAAAGAUGGUGGAAAACAUUUGCUGAGAAACACCUCAAAAAACUGAUGCUGGCUAAAAAAAAUAAAAUCAUUAAACUCUGAUGCA